AUGCCGAAUGAGAUCAUUGCAAAUGUUUUAUCUCGGUUGACAUUGAAAGAAGCUGCUAGAACCAGCGUAUUGUCAACUACAUGGAGAUAUCAAUGGACCUAUUUCAAUGGUGACUUGGACUUUGAUAAUUCUCUCAGGACUCUUCUCUUGCGUCAUGAGCAUGUUGGACUUUUGACCAAGUGCAAAGUUUUUGUUCGUGAGUGGGAGAGGUUCAUGAGCCGUUUGCAACAUGUGAUGAAAUCGCUGAAAUGCCACUCCAUGCAUGGACUCAGAAUCUGCAUGGAUAUGGGCAACCCUUGGAAGGUGACUGAGUGGGUGAACUUUGCUGCUGAAAAGAAUGUUGAAACGUUGGACCUGGAUUUUUCAUACAAUUUCAUGGAACCAUUCUUUGAAAUAAGUGAGAACAUUCGUAAUGUGUUGUCAAAGAGUUUUGAAAUGAGGGCACUGAGAGUUCUGCGUUUGGCUUCUGUGGACGUGAGUGGUGAGAUCAUUGAGAGUUUUCUAGCAUCUUGUCCACUGCUUGAAACAUUAUGUGUCAGAGGAUCAAAAAGCGUUAUGCGCUUGAAAGUUCAGGGUCAAGGACUGAUGUUGAAGCAUUUGGAGUUGGUUGAAUGUCAUAUUUCGCAUCUUCAUAUCUGUGCUGAAAAUCUGGUGACAUUUUCGUACACUGGAGAUUAUGGAAAUUUUAACUUUGAAACUGUUCCAAGCCUUGUGGAGGUCUCCUUUGGAGGAAAAUAUUGUAAUUACCUGCUAUCGAACAUGGAAGAUGUUCAACUUUAUGCAGUGCUUUCGCAGGUUCAUGUUCUGAAAUUGGAACUGUUCAUACUUUAUGGGGGAAUUCUUGAAGCCCUGCCUGUGUUAGGUAAUGUUAGGCACCUGGAACUGCGAAUUCGUCACAGGUGUGGAGGGCAACUUGAUCGUACUGUUUCAUUGCUGAGUGCAUUCCCUUCAAUAAGUGUGCUUAAGAUUAAGUUCAUGAGGACCACUAUCUGGGAAUUGGAUGAGGGGUGGAAGGCCAAUCUGAAGCAUGAGUAUCCAAACCUGAGGGAGCUGGAAGUGUCUGGGUACCGAAGAGACUCAUGUCAAAUUGAGUUGCUGAUCAGUAUAUUUAAAAAGGCACCAAAUCUGAACAGGAUCGUUGUGGAUCCCUUGACUUCAAUGCAUGUGCAAAGAUCACCUGAUGUCAAGGCCAGCAUUAGAGAAACGCAACGUGAUAUGACAAUAUGGUAUGUUGAUGCUCUCAAACCUCAUGUGCCUCCUUCAACUCAGUUGAUUGUGCUCUAA
Vigna unguiculata (cowpea) is the source of this 1284-nucleotide messenger RNA. RefSeq names its product F-box/FBD/LRR-repeat protein At1g13570-like. Lineage: Eukaryota; Viridiplantae; Streptophyta; Magnoliopsida; Fabales; Fabaceae. Gene Ontology annotation, molecular function: protein binding. The record is from RefSeq and is a predicted model, not a curated record.